Molecule: messenger RNA, 989 nt
Organism: Prorocentrum cordatum
Lineage: Eukaryota; Dinophyceae; Prorocentrales; Prorocentraceae
Source: the annotation of a GenBank genome assembly
CGGCGCCGUGGGCAGCGCGCCCGGCGUCGCGACAUCAACGAGCCAGGGUUCCUGCGCAAGCUCGCGGUUACGGCCGCGCCCCGCAAGCGGUGCGAGCAGUGCUACGCCGCGGUUGCGCGCGCGGUCGGGCGCCUGCCCAAGAAGGACGACUGCGACGCCUGGGGCCGCAUCAUGGUGGACUACGCGGAGGACCUCUACCGCGCCGGCGACACGGUCACCGCUGCGAGGUACGCGUUCCACGGGGUCGCGCUCGUCAACGACUGGCCUCGGCGCUCCCCAGACUUGCUGCCCAAGACUCGGCUGUCCAUUCUGGCCUUCGCUAGGUCGCCCCCAGAGCGCUGCCGGGACCCGCCUGCGAUCGAGCUCGUGCUGCUCGUGCUCAACUACUUCCUCGACCGGGCGGUGGGCGAGGAUUGCUUGCGCAUGGCCCUCAUGGCCGCCCACGGGGCCAUCAGUUUUGAUUGCUACCUGCGGCCGUCCGAGGGCCUCGAGAUCACCGCUGGAGCCGUGGGGCGACCGCGCCGGGGCGCGGCCGCGCAGGGCUGGACCAUCAACGUGGCGCCAGCGGGGGUCGACGCCAAGCCGGCAGUGGUCUGCGAGGUGCUGGAGCUCCUGGUGGCCGACCUCCAGCCGAACGAUCGGGUGUUCAGGAUGCUCAAGCUGCCCGACCUCGAGAAGGAGUAUCGGGCUGCUUCAGGCGCGCUCGGGUUCCGCGCGGUUCCUCACGGGCUGCGGCAUGCUGGUCCGUCUCACGACGCCGUGGUCCACAAGGUAAAAAUAGAGGACGGGCAAGCACGCGGGCGCUGGGCCUCUCUGGAAUCGUGCCGGGUCUACACGAAGCCAGCGACCUUGGUGCGGUCACUGAACGCCGUGAGCGACGACCUCCUGGACCGCGCUGGUGCCCUGAAGGCGACCUUCAGCCGGAGGCUCCUGAGCGUGCUCCGCGAGGGGCUUGGAGUCUCGCCCAGCCGAGGCGGACUCAAGCGCAG